GCCUUCUCUGAAUCACAUAUCUCGGUCUGAAUCGCCUUUUCUCGUACUGUGCGAAACAGAUGUAGGGCAAUAGGUUACAUUAUUUUAUCAUGUCAAGUUUUACACUCGCCUAAUGCUCGCUGUAAAUUGAGAAGGAUUCGCGUUGAACGGGUAAGACUACUCGCAAACGACGUGUUGCUCUGUAUUUGCAGUUACCCAUGGAGAAUAUUUUAUUUUUCACCCAUCGUCUUAUAAUUAAUUCCUUAUAAAGUGCUUUCAAUCGGCCAGCUCAGGAGGAGGCUCUGGUGAUGUCACUUCCGCAAUCCAGAUCCGAAUCCUCAUUUUAGCAGUCCCGGUUUUAUAAUUGUUUUGGGUCAAAACUUUUUUUCUCUCUCUCACUUCGUUUUUUGCUCCUACUGGAAUCUGCGUGGAGCUGUCUGUCGUAUUCACGGAACGUCCAGAGCCUGAGGAACGCUGUAAUGAAUGCGGAUCUAGCCUUCUUGGUAAGCUGGGGCGCUUCCAUCCCCAGUGUGAUGCUCGCAGAGGUCCCGCAGUAAGAGACUUGCCAGUGAAUGAAUGAGUCGCUAAAAAUUGUAACUGCUUCGGAACAGAAUGCAGGCACUGGUCAGCGUCCUGGACCUUCUGCUUCUGGUCAUGCUGUCCGGAUUCUAUCCGACGAUGACGGUGAGUCCAAAGGAAGGCUGGCAAGUGUACAGUUCAGCUCAAGAUGCAGACGGCCGGUGUAUUUGCACAGUGGUGGCUCCAGAACAAAAUCUUUGCUCUAGAGAUGCGAAAAGUCGACAGCUUCGUCAGCUGCUGGAGAAGGUGCAGAAUAUGUCACAGUCCAUAGAAGUGCUAAACCUGCGAACACAGAGAGAUUUCCAGUAUGUCUUGAAAAUGGAGAACCAGAUGAAAGGCCUAAAAGCCAAAUUUCGACAAAUUGAGGAUGACCGCAAAACUCUAUUGACAAAGCACUUUCAGGACCUUAAGGAAAAAAUGGACGAACUUCAGCCACUAAUCCCUGUUUUGGAACAGUACAAAACAGAUGCCAAGUUAAUCACACAGUUUAAAGAAGAGAUCAGGAACUUGUCUGCUGUCCUAACAGGAAUUCAGGAAGAGAUUGGUGCAUAUGAUUUUGAGGACCUUCAUCGACGAGUGCUAAGCCUCGAGACUAGGUUACGAAACUGCAUGACCAAGCUGACAUGUGGAAAAUUAAUGAAAAUCACUGGACCUAUUACAAUAAAGACAUCGGGGACAAGAUUUGGAGCAUGGAUGACUGACCCUCUUGCAUCAGAAAGAAAUAAUCGGGUCUGGUAUAUGGACAGUUACACCAACAACAAAGUAGUUCGUGAAUACAAGUCAAUUCGAGACUUUGUAAGCGGGGCCGAAUCACGAACCUACAGCCUCCCAUUCCGAUGGGCAGGCACAAGCCAUGUGGUCUACAAUGGCUCCUUGUACUAUAACAAAUACCAGAGUAACAUCAUCAUCAAAUACAGUUUUGACACCGGGCGGAUCCUUGCACAGCGCUCCGUGGAGUACGCAGGCUUCCACAAUGUCUACCCCUACACGUGGGGAGGAUUCUCCGACAUUGACCUCAUGGCAGAUGAAAUGGGUCUUUGGGCCGUGUAUGCAACCAACCAGAAUGCCGGCAAUAUUGUCAUCAGUCAGCUUAAUGCAGACACACUGGAAGUGUUGAAGAGCUGGAACACUGGAUACCCUAAAAGAAGUGCGGGAGAAUCAUUUAUGAUCUGUGGAACACUCUACGUUACAAACUCCCAUUUAACAGGAGCAAAGGUUUACUACUCAUACUCAACGAAGACUUCAACCUAUGAAUACAUAGACAUUCCCUUCCACAACCAGUACUUUCACAUUUCCAUGCUAGAUUAUAAUGCCAGGGACAGGGCUUUAUAUGCUUGGAACAACGGACACCAAGUCUUGUUUAAUGUAACUCUUUUUCACAUAAUUAAGACAGAGGAUGAUGCCUAAACUUGGAAAUUUCUUUGCACAGUGAAAAAAUGUCAUUUCGUAAACUGGCCAUAUUGUUUCCCUACAGUAUGAAGAGUAUGAUCGUUCUUUGUUAAUACCUUUUGUACGUCUUUCUCUGCUCAUUAUUAGGUUAUAAUUCAGUACCCUAUGCACAAAGUUCAUGGUUUGAAGUUGAAAGAAUUACAUGAAUUUGUUCAUUGCGGUCUUUUUGUUUUUGGAAAACAGUUUCUGCCUUAUUUUUGUGCUGACAACAGAGGUUACCAAAUUUUUGCAUGAAUGUUUCAUUUUUUGCUGUUGUGUUUAUUUUUAUUGUUUCACUCUUGCUCUUUUUUUUCUUUAAGCAGACUGUCAAAAAAUGAACAAGACAGUUUAGGUAUUGACUGUUACAUGAAAGACUGCAGUUAUUUAAGAGUUAUGUUGUAUUCCAUUAUUAAUGUAAAAAUCAUUUUGGUCUAAAGCAUCUUAUUCCAGAUCUGUUGUGUAGACUUUGUGUUAGAAGAAAUUCAGCCACACCAUAAUUAUUGUAUUACUUAAUGCCUCUGUGAGAGUUUAUUCAAUAUUAUUUUUAUAAAUAUAUAGUGACAUUU
This is a messenger RNA of Erpetoichthys calabaricus (reedfish), 2552 nucleotides long. It is a transcript of the gene olfm3a, whose product is annotated as olfactomedin 3a. Bases 592 to 1965 code for a protein of 457 amino acids. Gene Ontology annotation, biological process: signal transduction. The transcript has 6 exons. Lineage: Eukaryota; Metazoa; Chordata; Cladistia; Polypteriformes; Polypteridae. The record is from RefSeq and is a predicted model, not a curated record.